This is a messenger RNA of Umbelopsis ramanniana AG, 1497 nucleotides long. RefSeq lists its product as uncharacterized. The transcript is spliced from 6 exons. Lineage: Eukaryota; Fungi; Mucoromycota; Umbelopsidomycetes; Umbelopsidales; Umbelopsidaceae. Bases 29 to 1105 code for a protein of 358 amino acids. The record is from RefSeq and is a predicted model, not a curated record.
UGCAGUCCAAGCAUUUACUUCAGCCGAAAUGGAGGCAUUUCUGUCAAGUCUGCCGCCGUAUGUGCAUGAAUUCUUAGACAAAGAACCUCCCAUUGAGGUUUUCAACGUUUUACGCGAACUCAUUUGCUUCGCAGUACUAUAUUCUAACGAUCGUAAAAACAUUCAACGGCAAACCGAGCGUUUACUCGAGGAGAAUGCCCAACUACAGGAAAACGUCUCCCAGUCGACAGAGGAUCAGAUUUCCUCGCAAACCAAUCUGUCAGGUACGGUGAUAGAAUCGAAUCAAGGCAGUCCGUCGCAGAAAAGUGAGGCACAAGGCAGCAACCGAAAUGAAAAAAGUCCUAUUCCUGCAACAUUUCCAGAUUGGUGGAGUCAUUUGGCUCCUCAAGAUGAUUUAGACGCAACAAUCAACAAUGUAAAGGAAAAUGCUAUAGAUGAAGCUUCUUCAUCACCCAAACAAGAUAAUCAAGUCAAAAGGUCUGAAUUAGAGAAGACGAGGAAAAAAGAAGACUCAGCACCAUAUACAGCUUGGGUACCUUUGGAUACAACUCCAAAAUCACGGCCCGUGUCGACCAUACUUACCAGCAGUCCAGUUUCAAGGACUAAGCCAGCGGUCAGCAACAAGCGACAUUCGAUUGCUGUCACCAAUCCAGCGCGACGGCAAUCACAAACGUCCGCUCCUUUCCAAGGAAAUACCCAGAGAGAACAAGCACUUGACAGAAAGGCACAAACUGUAUCGGCUCGGUUGUCAUAUUUAGCUCAACCGAAAAAAAUAGCCGAGCCCGUCAAGUCGACUAGAUCCGAAACGAUGCCCACAACCAUCCAUAUCGCGCCCAGAAACGUACCAUUAGCGAAACCUGCUCAGACUGCACUGGUGAAGGCGCGAUCACUGCGGGCCCGAACGAAAACUGAGGAGAGAUCCCCGUCUCCUGUCAUAGCACCAACGCCCGCCUACGUCCAAAACGCAAAGUCGAAGAUAGAUUGGGAAGCAAUUAAGCGAGAAAGGCGGACUGCACCGCCAGAAUCUGUUUCAUUUGAAUUUGUGCCUUUGGAUGGAGAAGAUGAGAGUAAUGCUGACGAAGCAAAAAAGAUUGACGAUGAAUGAUGGCUGAUUAUUGUAAUAUGUACAAUUGUAAAAUAUAAUAAAGGAAGCGUUCGGAAGUCUAUCAUGAGGUUUCAUCUUCUCCCGCCUUCUUGCCUGUUACUGUAUAUAACAUCUCUUCAACGAGCUUGCCGAAUACAGGGUCAUUUUGUCGAGCUUGAUCCAGCAUUUUGGCGGGGUCUUUGGAUGAAUCAAUGGCGGAUAUCAAGUUGCGGAUUUGUGGAUGUUUAAGGUAAUCAUGGAUUGCUUCUGAUCGACUCAAGUUGCGCAGUUGCUCUUGACUCAGAAGGAAUUCAUCGUCGUCCUUUAGCACAUCUUUGCUGGAGGAUGUUUUCUGCUGUGAUUCCUGUAUAGCGGGCGCUAUUAUGCGUAGUUAGCUAUUUAAUCACCUGUUG